This is a messenger RNA of Morus notabilis, 585 nucleotides long. Its product is annotated as auxin-responsive protein SAUR50-like. NCBI's taxonomy places the organism in Eukaryota, Viridiplantae, Streptophyta, Magnoliopsida, Rosales, Moraceae. The transcript has a single exon. Gene Ontology annotation, biological process: response to auxin. The coding region runs from base 34 to 429 and encodes 131 amino acids. The record is from RefSeq and is a predicted model, not a curated record.
AAGAAGCUUGUUUAGUCUUAUCAUCAAACAGUCAUGUGUAACCAAAAGCACUACGGAGAAGAAAGAGCUUCAGCUUUCCUUAGGCUUCGGAUUUUCAUGGGAAAACUGCGAAAGCCCCUCUCGCUUUUAGCGGCAGCCAGAGAAACCGGAGCUGGCGAUUUUGAUGAAGAAGAACUGGAAGUGCCAAUGAUGACAGUACCAGAUGAUGUGAAGGAAGGGCAUUUCGCAGUGUUGGCGGUGAAGGGUGAUGAGAAAAGGAGGUUUGUCGUUAGGCUUAAGUACUUAAAUAGCCCUGAGUUUUCGAGGUUGCUUGAACAGGCUGAGGAAGAAUACGGAUUCGAGCAUUCCGGAGCUCUUGUGGUACCUUGCAGACCUGAAGAAUUACAAAAGAUUUUAGAAAGAAAUUGCGGAGAUCAGAUCGAAUUUUGAAGACCUUCAUGUAAUCUUUAUUGUCGUGUAUGGAUACUAGGCAACUUAACUCAUGUUAUUCUUUCAUUGGUUUAUGUAACUAAGCCAUUUUUAUAUUUCAUUCUUUAAUUAAUGUAAUUUGGUUAAUUAACCAUAAUGUUAAUGAAUUGUUCUUUA